AUGCAGGAUGACGACGAGGAGCGAGAUGAGGAUGACAUGGGCAAGGACUGGGGGUCCAGCCGAUUGCAGCCUUCGAUGGAGGAUCGAACCUUUGGCGUACUGUCGAUGCUUUUGCUGGAGGGCUCCGAGAACUUGCAGGCAAGAGCAACGACAAGCGGCUACCUCAGCGCGCGGUGGCGCCUCUCCAAAGAGCGGCCGGAUGACACGGUGCGAGGUGAUGCCUCGCCCAAAAGUGCACGAAAGCGCUUUGGCGUGCAGGACAAGUUUGGAUUUCAAGACGCAUCAGCGACUUCAGCGCGUGGGGAUGCAAGUGCUCGCGGUUGGGAUGCCAGCCCACGCGGUCAGGACUGGGGCGCUUCCAUUAGACUCGCCAGCAUCACCUCGCACUGGCGCACCCCCGAAGAGCGCAAGAGGAUGCCGAUUCUGCGCGAGGUGACGCAAGCGCACGCGGACUCGCCGGUGUCACCUCGCGGUGGUGCUCCAAAGAGUGCCCGAGCACGGCAUGGUGCCAGCAAGGACCCGCCAGACUCUGGUCGAGGGCAGCCAAGCGCGCGGGGGCGUGCACAGGCUGGGCAGUCAGCUCGUGGGGGUGAGGCUUCGGCCAGGGGCGACAUCUCGUCACGCGGCGGGGCCUCGGAGCGCUCUGGCCAAUCAGGUGAGGAGCCUGAAAGGCGGCACGCGCGCUGCAGGUGCUUUCGCUGCUGUUGCUGUCGGGGAAGGGGACAGGAUGAGCAACUGGGUGACGACGAGUUCAUAGACUCGGAAGCAGGGAACGGCAAAUCAUCACGAGGCGACAAGGACAUUGGAAACGUUGUUGUGCGCUUGGCCGAUCAUGUCUUCGCAUCGCUCCGCAAUGUUGCAGCCCACUCUGCGGAGAGACGAAAGCAGAUUCUGGGCCUUCAGGGAGAGCAGGUUGGUGUCGAGGCUCUGGCGCUCUUCAGGGGCCGCGACGCUGGGCCAAGUCGCUCCGUCGCCGCUUUCCUGCGCAACCUUUCAGAAGGCUCAGAUGGUGUUGUGCCGUUGGCUAAUGCAGGCUUCCUGCAGCUAGCAGAGGAAGAGCUGGAUGACAACCUGGGUGGACCUCAAGUCCGGCGCCACAUUCUUGCGGCCUUGCAGAACAUGGCAGCCCAAGUCGGACAAAGUGAAGAAGUUUUUACACAGCCUGCCAGCUGGCUGGAGAUGUGUGGUAUUGCUUCGCAACGCGGCCUCCAGGAUCGAGAUGCCCGUGCGACACAGCAGGCUCUGGGUGCGAUGGGAAACUUUGCAGUCCUCCGCGCCGCGCAGGAGCUUUAA
Molecule: messenger RNA, 1293 nt
Organism: Symbiodinium pilosum
Lineage: Eukaryota; Dinophyceae; Suessiales; Symbiodiniaceae
Source: the annotation of a GenBank genome assembly